Messenger RNA from Etheostoma cragini (Arkansas darter), 3873 nucleotides. RefSeq lists its product as uncharacterized. Bases 337 to 3822 code for a protein of 1161 amino acids. Gene Ontology annotation, molecular function: DNA-binding transcription factor activity; RNA polymerase II cis-regulatory region sequence-specific DNA binding. Gene Ontology annotation, biological process: regulation of transcription by RNA polymerase II. NCBI's taxonomy places the organism in Eukaryota, Metazoa, Chordata, Actinopteri, Perciformes, Percidae. The transcript has 13 exons. The record is from RefSeq and is a predicted model, not a curated record.
UAACUUCCUAUACCCUUAUUUUCUCCUGUUCUGGCUGGACAAUUUGGGGGAUUAUUUAGAUCCUCUGGCCGCAGUUCCUGUAACUCUUUCAGCUCCUACUUCAGGGCAGUGUCUUUUCCGCAUAGUGGUGGUUAGACGGCUGUGUUAUAAUAGUCCCCUUGGCCAGUGCGAUACAAAUGGUAAAACCGGUUUUGGGAGAGAGUAGUUAGUAGAACUGUUCCUAUAACUACCUUCCUGUAACUACUUGGUCAAAAAGUGGCUUAUUCCGUCUGUUUUAGCAAAACCUUGACUACUUAGAAUUACUUGAGUACGUGAAUUACUACGAGAUUAAACGGAAUGAACUCUGAAAAGUGGACUGAUGCGGAGGUGCAGGCGCUGCUGGCCCUGUACGCCACUGAGGAGUUACAGAGGGACCUGGAAGGAUCCACAAGAAACAUUAAAAUCUUCGGGAAAAUCUCCAGUGAUCUAGCGCAAAUGGGGGUUCACCACACGGUCAAGCAGUGCAGAGAGAAGGUGAAGAAGCUGAAACAAGACUACAAGAAGAUAAAGGACCACAACAACCAGAUCGGUGCAAAUCUUAAAACAAGCAAGUGGUACGCCACACUGGACGGUAUUCUUGGCCACCGUCCAACAUACUCUGGAAACGCCGACACGAAGGACUCUGCCGCCGGGUUCUUGGAGACAAUCGUCGGCUCCGAGAACACUCCCCCGUCGGAUGAGACAGUCCUUCAAGAUUCCACUUCUACAAGUAACGACACAAGCGCUGGUUGUAAGCAUUCAACCACUUCUACCUCCGGUGAUGUUCGAUCGGACACGCCCAGUUCUCCGGCACCAACAACCUCCAGCAGCACCAUGACGCCGCAGCGCCCAGUAAUGGAUUCCACGACUACGACUAACAUUCCUGUAAACUACAACAUCACCUUCAUCCCCUGCCCUCCACCAGCCCAAACACCUUGCCCCACACAGGACUCACAGGACCCAGAUUUCUACUCUUUUAAAGUAGAAGACAUUGGCAUACCGUACAAGAGUACAACAAUGACUCUCUCUGCACUGGAAAUGUCUGGCAAAGAUAGGCCCUUGCGCUUCUGGUCAAGUGAAGAGGUCCAAGCACUGCUGACCCUUUGGGCAAAUCCCGCUGUUCAAGAAGAGCUUUUCCUCAACAUGAGGAAUAAUAAAGUUUACACUGGCUUAAGUACUAAGCUAGCGUCACUUGGAUUCAACAAGACACCACAGAAGUGCAGGGAGAAAAUCAAAAAACUGAAGCAAGAGUACAAGAGAUUCAAAAACAGUCCGCACAACAGCACCCAUAGAAGUGUAUGGUUUGCCAUCAUGGAUGACGUCCUCAGUUCCAGGGUUGCAGCAGCAAGAUGUUUAGAAACAACCGAGCCCUCACUGCUCAGUCAGUCACAGUCUGCCCUGGAUGUAGAUACCAUCGAUGACACCCAGUGGUUGCCUGAUGAAGUCCAGGUUCUGAUGACACUGUGGGCACAACCAAACAUUCAGAAACAGCUUCUCAACACAGCAACAAACAAUCAGGUCUUUGUAUACCUCAGCAGCGAACUCACAUUUGUGGGGUUCAACAAGACACCAGAUCAGUGCCGUCUUAAAGUGAAUAACCUUAAGGAGGAGUACAGGAGAAUCAAGGAAUUGGAACCACACAGGGACGUUCAAAACGACUGGUUUGCUAUUUUGGAUGGUGUCCUCGGCCCUGGUGAAGAGACUUUAACAGAGGCGGAUUCAUCUGCUGCGCUGACACAACCGAACUCACCAGAAGGUGAGCAUGCGAAUGAUAUGUCGCGGGCUGUUUGGACAUCAGAUGAAAUCAAGGUGCUGCUCACCCGAUGGGCAGAGGAGAGCAUUCAGGAGCAGCUUAGAUCAUCUCAGAGAAACAAGAGAGUGUUUGCUCAGCUGAGCUCCGAGCUCGCCACUCAGGGCUUCGAUAAAACCACCAGCCAAUGCAGGUCCAAAAUAAAACUGCUGAAACGAAAGUACAGAAAGACUAAGGAACAUAAGGAAUCUAAAAGGCAGAAAGGCAGAUGGUUUGCCAUCAUGGAUAAAGUCCUUGGUCGUUGUAAACCUGUGUCUGAGAUUGAACAAGAAGCUGAAGUCAUGGAUUCAGCCGCUACAUGUCUACAGACAUCACAGCAAGACCAUUCGGAAACAAUGGAAGACUUGGGUUGCCACCUGUCCGUCUCCUCAUUGUGUCUCCUGGUUCCAACCCUGCGUCUGAUGUGUGCAUUUGCCUGGCAAGUGAUCCAGUGUUGUAACGUCCUACAUUAUGGAAAGGUGGAGGAGCUGGUGAGGUUGGUGGCGGAGCUGGCUCCAGAGUUGUUGACGUCCAGAGAGAGAGUGCAACUCCUGCUCCGACUAAGGGCAAGGGUGGUGUUGGACUUGUGUCGCAGUGAGGGCACAGCUAACCUCCUGCACAUCCAGCCUCACCUGACGGUCAUUCAAAACCUCACAACAGGCUCCCCUUGUGAUCAGGAGGAAUUGGAAAAUUCUAAGUCAAACUUUGUGGAAGUUGUUCACACCCUGCUCGAGGACACGGAGAAGAGAAAUAUGUUUUUCAAGGAGGUCUUUCACAUCCACUAUGGCCGGCAGUAUGAGACCACAUUGAACACAUUAGUGUGGAAAUUCAUCUCAAGACUGGAUAAUCUUUUACCUAUACCAGAUAUCAAACAGACUGCUGAGUGGCUCAGCACUGCCCCCUCUGUCAUGGAAGAAUGUGGCCAGCUGCUUUUUGAACCAGAGCAGCUGAAGGCGCUACUGCACUUCCACCAGCAACAGUCGGGAAGCACAAACAAACGCUACUCUAAAACUCAGAAUAUGUUUUUGCCGAGGCUUUCACUUCCUCACAAACCAAACUCUAUGCAACUCGCCUCAGAGCAACAGGCGUCGUCUACAGGAGACACAGAUGAUGGACAGUCUGAUUAUGGAGAGGAAAACCAAAGUGAUGAUGAGCUGGCUCUGGAGGACCUUAGCAAAGGAGAUGAAGUCCUGACGUUGAAAGAAGAACAAACCGAUGACCUAACAGCAGCAAACUGCUCAAAUUUAAACAAUCAUCGGCCAAUAGGACUGCACACCUGUUCUUUGUGUCCCUACUCUGACAGCCAAGUGUCAGGUCUUCUACAGCACAUCAGAAAGGCACAUCUGAGUCAGGAACCCAGCCGACUGCAGUCUAAAGAACCUAGGACAGCCAAUGUCCUUCAGAAAGUUGACACUGAAACAUGCACUCUUGAGACACAACCCUUCCACUGCGACAAGUGCGAGAAGAAGUACUCCUCGAGGGCGUCUCUGAAUGUGCACCGCCGGAGUCACACAGGCGAGACGCCAUAUUUGUGUUCGCACUGCGGCCGGGGCUUCACAACUUCAAAUGGCCUUGAUUUUCACGUUCGCAUACACACAGGGGACCGGCGCUAUAAAUGUCCCAUUUGCGGGAAGACUUCGAUCCAGCACAUGAUGAGACACAUGCGGAUGCACAGAGGGGAAAAGAACUUUCUGUGUACAGAAUGUGGGAAAGCUUUUCUCUCCUCUGGGGAGUUAAAGCUACACAUGAGGUCUCACACGGGCGAGCGCCCGUACACGUGCAAAGACUGCGGGAGAGGCUUCAUAGCAAAGUGCCUAUUGACGGUUCAUAUGCGCUGUCACACAGGAGAGAGUCCUUAUAGGUGUUCGGUUUGUCCGAAAUCCUUUAAGACUUCGAGAAUGCGUAAAAGGCACAUGAUGAUCCACUCAAACAACAAGUCCUUCCAGUGUUUAAAGUGCGGUAAAAUCUUCCGGCAUGAAGACACUUUUAAAAUGCAUGUUCAGACACACGAUUAAAAGUAGUAGCUGGUGUUUUUAUGCAACACUUGUAAAAUAUUUGUAUCAUUU